AUGCCUGUCAAGCAAAGCAGCAGCACUAGCAGCAAGGAUGCCAAAGCCAGCAGCCCAGAACUGAGUUUCAAAGCAAAUAAGAAUGGCCUUCAACCAAGCCCCAUAUUUCUACCUCCAAAUGAGGCUUUCAGGCCCCUAUCAAUUUCCCACCCCAGAAGUUACUUUCCUUACCCAGUACCUAAGGCCACUGCUGUAAGACCCUUCUUCUUAAAUGACAAAGGGGCUGUCUGCCCUCAUCCAGUUUUGUUGCCCAACAAUAGUCUUUUUCUGGAGCAUCUUGCCCCAAAGCCUAGACUGCCUUAUGUGGUGCCCAUGGGCCAUCCAGAGUUUCUGAUCUACCAAGAUGCCAUGGGAUCUGGCAGGGUGCAACUCAUGUUGAUAACACACAGGCCCAUAGAGAUCACUAAAGAGGAGAAACCAGAGAGGAGGUCCCAUUCUCAUGAAAGAGCCUGCCACAAAGACCCAACUCUCCAGAAUCAAUUUUCUGAGAUGUUGGAAGCUAGCAGUACAGAGUUUCAUCCAGAAGUCCACACUGACAAUCUAAAACUAAACCUCAGCUGGAACCAAGGAAACACUGUUAGCAGAAAUAACAAGAUUGUUUACAUAGACCUUCUCCAAGAAGAAUCAGAUGCCAAAACUGAUGCAGACAUGUCCAAACCAUGCUUUACAGUGAAAAAUAUUGGUCAGAAUGCCAAGCCUGUGAAGCCUCCAAUUGUCAAGCUAUCCUUGCAGCAGCAUGGUGAUUUUAUCACCCUAAGAGAGGAGUUGGGGCACAUUGGUGACUUGCAUGAAGCUUAUACUCUCAAACAGACUCCAGCCAACAAAGAGAACCUAGGGAUGCCAGUUUCAACACCAUUCCUGGAGCCAGCUCUAGUGAGUGAUGGUCAUGCUGUAACAUUUGGUAAAAUCCAAGAGUAUCCCAAACCAUAUUGCCUUGGCCGUGCCCCACUAAGUAUGGACAUAGUCUCUACUUACACGAGAGAUGGAGCCAAUGAGGCCAAAUCAAAUGAUGGCAAAAUUCUGAAACCAAAGCCAUCUAACCUGAUAAAGAGAGUCGCUACCUCAGCAGGUUGCGUGGGUGACCGAUUCAAGUGUGUUACUACUGAACUGUAUGCAGAUUCUAGUUAG
Pongo pygmaeus (Bornean orangutan) is the source of this 1128-nucleotide messenger RNA. Its product is annotated as BCL-6 corepressor. Gene Ontology annotation, biological process: negative regulation of transcription by RNA polymerase II. The coding region runs from base 1 to 1128 and encodes 375 amino acids. Gene Ontology annotation, cellular component: nucleus. Gene Ontology annotation, molecular function: transcription corepressor activity. Lineage: Eukaryota; Metazoa; Chordata; Mammalia; Primates; Hominidae. The record is from RefSeq and is a predicted model, not a curated record. The transcript has 2 exons.